AUGGAUUUCGUGGGGUCACGUGCUAGAGGCUAUCAUCAGGUGAGAAUUGAACCCGAACCGGAUGAACACUUGGGUAUCCGAUAUAAAUCACGAGGAAGCAGACAAUGGCGGGAAAAAAUCAGUGCCCUUGAAGAGUCUCAUAUUGUGAAACCCAUAACAAUGUCCGGAAUCGAAACCCUAGGUAUUCUAGAUGAGAUUCAAGCUCUUGUCUCUGAUCAUCUCCAAGUGGUUUCAUAUAAGUGGCUGAGUCGCAAAUUUUUGGUGUCUUCAAAUACCGCAAAGAGGUUGCUUGAAGAGUUUGUUGAGAAACAUGGAAGUGGGCUGGAAGUAGUAUAUGCUUUAUGUGGCUGGUUGAAAAGCAGUCCUCCAAGUUAUAAAAUAAAGCUUGUUUCUGGGCCUAAACUUGCAGGUUAGAUUUUUGUUUGGAUGUUACUGGGAUCCACUUGGGCUGAGAGAAGUCUGUGUGUGUGUGUGUGAGAGAGAGAGAGAGAUACAGUGGUGCCAAUCCUUGGAACAUAAAUAUUAUACUUGUAUUUUGUAAUACAUAGUUCUUUUUUGAAAUAAGAUUUGUUAACGUUCAGAGGCUAACAUGAAAAAAGUCAAGUACAAUAGCUUUCACUCAAAUUUGUUACUGUAAUGAUGACCAAUAUUAUCAUACUGUAAAAUAGCCUGAAUGGAUCACAGAAAUUCCACUAUGGAUAGGCUUUUUUUCUA
Messenger RNA from Mangifera indica (mango), 714 nucleotides. RefSeq lists its product as uncharacterized. Gene Ontology annotation, cellular component: nucleus; delta DNA polymerase complex. Gene Ontology annotation, biological process: DNA synthesis involved in UV-damage excision repair; nucleotide-excision repair, DNA gap filling; DNA strand elongation involved in DNA replication. NCBI's taxonomy places the organism in Eukaryota, Viridiplantae, Streptophyta, Magnoliopsida, Sapindales, Anacardiaceae. Bases 1 to 414 code for a protein of 137 amino acids. The record is from RefSeq and is a predicted model, not a curated record. Gene Ontology annotation, molecular function: DNA-directed DNA polymerase activity. The transcript is spliced from 3 exons.